AUGAGGCAAGGGCAAUUAGGAUUACGUGCCCAGUUUCCUUGUUUCUACGUGUACUUUCCUGGCAUUGCCCCGCGCUGUCUGGGAGUGGCCCAAGGGUUACCUCUUCGUCUUUCCCUUCAUAUCAUCGCCAUUACUACAAAGGACAAAGCCAGUCGGGUAUUGGCGCAAGGCGUUCCACCUGGCGUGCCUAAAUUGUAUCGUUCCCUCGCAGAUCAUGUCGACGUCUCCCACUCUACCCUCGACCAUCGUGCACGAGGCCGUCACUUGAUAGAAGAGAAAGCCUAA
This is a messenger RNA of Lindgomyces ingoldianus, 285 nucleotides long. RefSeq lists its product as uncharacterized. The record is from RefSeq and is a predicted model, not a curated record. The transcript has a single exon. Lineage: Eukaryota; Fungi; Ascomycota; Dothideomycetes; Pleosporales; Lindgomycetaceae. The coding region runs from base 1 to 285 and encodes 94 amino acids.